AUGAAGUCAUCCGAAGGACUGGUGCUAGCUUAUCUGAAGGACAUCACUGGACCUUUGCUGGACCCCCUGCAGUUUGCCCAUGGAGCAAACCAGUCUGUGGAUGAUGCAAUCAGUCCAAAGUUUCUUUAUUCUAAUUCCAGAAGUCACACCUGGCCAUUCAGUGCUAUAGCUGGGCUGAUUGAUAAUGCUUAUGACCCAGAUGUUCGUGCCAGACAGAUGUGGAUCGACAGGACGUGCAUCAGUGGACUGGACUGCCUCUCGUUUAUGGAUAACGGACUGGGUUUGACCAGAGCCAAACUGCACAAGAUGCUCAGGACAACAAAUGGGGAGCCUGAAUUUGACUUUAACACCAGUAAAUAUGACAUUCUGAUCAGGUGGAAGAUCAGUGAGUGAAGCAAUGGUGAACUCGCCAUUAUCCCAGAAAGUGGAUACUCAUUACGGAAUAAGCGUUUGCGCAUCACUUUCGGAUACAACACCAAAAGCAAAGAGCGUUAUGGGAUUAUGAUGUACCAUAAGAACAGACUAAUAAAACCAUACGUGAAAGUGAGCUGCCAAUGUAAGGCCGAGAGGAAAGGUGUGGGCGUUAUUGGUGUUAUAGAGUGCAAUUUUCUUCAGCCCACUCACAACAAACAAGACUUUGAUGACACCGAUAAAUACAGGAAGAUCAUGCACAACCUCAGCAUAAAGCUGGAGGAGUACUGGAACGAAAUUCGCUACAAACGAAAGAAAGAGGAUCCAAAGUGCACCGUGGCGGUAGAGGAUGUGUUAGUAAAGCAGAAAUUCACUUCCACAGAACCUCAGAUUAAAGUGACUCCAUCUUUCUGUUGCCCCGUUCACCCCUCUAGAAGAUCUCUCUUCUCAAACUCUGCAGCCUGCUUUGAACGAGGAGAGAAAAUCUUCUGUGAUGAAAGGAUUGGAGUUGCAUCGGGGUCCUGUAUGUGAAAGAGAUGCAUCAUCUGGGACAGGGGGGGAGCGCGGCUCGGCGACGGAGCAGAUAAUUGAAUUGGCCCUGAAAAAUGAGAAGAAAGAGGUGGUGCAUCAUGGAGGUGGUGUUGAUGGUGAGGAAGAGGAGGAGGAAGAGGGAUUGAAGCUGGCAGAGGUGCAACAGAGGUGGCAGGAUGAGUUAACAAAGUUGAUGAACGACAGAGAUGUGUGUCGUAAGGAGCUGGAGGAGAUGAGGGAGGACAGCGCCGCCCUGGAGGAGGAGAGAAACUAGCUUCUCAGCAGGAUAAGAUCAUUUAUCUGACCUCUGAGAUAUUUCAAUUGUUUGUGAUAGUUAGGUAAGAGUUAUAUACAGGGGCUGAACAAUGAAACUGAAACACUGGCCAAUUUAGUGUUGGAGGAUUCAUGCUAAAUUUGAGCAGCUUGGUGGCCAAACUUUAUUGAUUAGACAUUGCACCAGUAAGAGCAGAGUGUGAAUGUUUAAUUAGCAG
This is a messenger RNA of Danio aesculapii, 1433 nucleotides long. RefSeq names its product MORC family CW-type zinc finger 3b (gene morc3b). Gene Ontology annotation, cellular component: PML body; nucleus. NCBI's taxonomy places the organism in Eukaryota, Metazoa, Chordata, Actinopteri, Cypriniformes, Danionidae. The transcript is spliced from 8 exons. Gene Ontology annotation, molecular function: ATP hydrolysis activity. The record is from RefSeq and is a predicted model, not a curated record.